UUUAGCUUAUCUUUUGACCUAGUAUUUUUUUUAAAUAAACAUUUUCGUGUCAGCCUUUGCAGCUCGAGACGACCCACACGUGAUCGGCCAGCAUAACUAGGCGCUUGUUAGUUACAGUAUUUGAAUUUGACGAGGCUAUUUUGACGUUGGAUAGCUAACUAUAUUCGCUGGUACGAAAUUUCGAAUAGAUCUCACAUUAAUGUUUUAACUAUAUGGUUAUCACAAGCGUACCUCAUUUUGAUAUUUAAGGCAGACUGUAUGAAGUUAAUUUGUUAACCGGUUAGACGUUAGUUUUUCUUUCCAUCUUGAGCUGCUGUACAUUUUCUGUACGGCUAAUAAAUUAUAACGUCAUUUGCUUUUGAUAGCCAUCUGCGGAUUGUCAUUUUUACUUUUUCAAGAACAAGGCUUUCUGCCUGAAAUAUUUGUGUUAGGGAUUCCACAAACAUUGUAGCUAGCUAGCAUUUAGCUUGCUUGCACCCGUAACAGCGAUUGUAACCAGGAGCCAGCAUCGGCCAAGCGAAUUUGACAAAGUAUUUAGUCAAUAAUUAAGUUAUCAAGAGAAGUAUCACACACACCGAUAACUGACUUCUGUUGUCGAGAAUUUGCAUCCAUCUUUGCUUGUUUUCAUUACCGAAAGUGAAGUACCCUGACUAGCCACAGUCAGAAGCAGUUGAGUAGCUAGCUAUCCAAAUUCUGAAUCUGAUUGUCAUUUUAUCAGUGUUAUUGUUGAAAAUGGCGGCGAUCGAAAUGGUGCAGAUGUUGAUCGAAGCAGCAGAAUACCUUGAUCGCAGAGAAAGAGCUGAACAUGGCUAUGCCUCCAUGUUACCUUUCACCAGCAGCAAAGAGAAGGACAGCUUGAAACGGAAAAAUAAAAGCAAGAAGAACUCCAGUAGCAGAUCCAUACACAACGAGAUGGAGAAGAACAGAAGAGCACACCUACGGCUGUGUUUAGAGCGAUUGAAAUCCCUCGUUCCAUUGGGACCAGACUCCAACAGGCAUACCACCCUCAGCCUGUUGAUGAGAGCCAAGAAACAUAUCGGGAGGUUGGAGGAGAGCGAGCGGAGAGCCCAGCAUACCUUAGACCAGCUGCAGAGGGAGCAGAGGCACCUCCAACGACGUCUGGAGCAGCUAGGGGUGGAGAGAACACGUAUGGACAGCACAGGAUCCACCGUCUCCUCCGACAAUCCAGAUGCAGACCAGGAGGAGGAGCUGGAUGUGGACGUGGAGGGGACUGACUACCUGCUGGGGGAUCUGGAGUGGAGCACCAGCAGUGUGAGUGACUCUGACGAGAGGGGAAGCCUGCGCAGCAGCUGCAGUGAUGAGGGCUACUCAAGCGCCAGCCUGCGUCUGCAGAACCAGAAAACUCAGGAGAACGCCAAGCAGUUGGGCUGUAGCCUAUAAGAGCACAGCCCUCAACCUCUGGCCCAUGUGCAACGGCGUCCCUCUAUCGUCAAGUUAACUCGCGCCCACCAACCAGUCUCUGCCAAUCAGACCUCACCUCCAGCAGGACUGGCCUUCUGACAAAGCCCUCUCCUCCAGCUGUAUUCCACCUCUCUUUCCCCCUCAGACCUCCAACACCUGAGACCCAUCAUCCCAUUUCAACCGUCCAUCGGCCAACCAAAAUGGAAGAUCUGCCCAUUCAGAGCCUCUGGCUCAAUAAGAUGAGUAGUAUUUGGAAGACACCCCUCCGUCCAUCCCUUUCUGUGUCCACCACCUCUGUCCCUACCUGCUCUGCUGUCAGUUUCAGUGUAAGAGCAGAGAGGUGACUUGGCUGUUUUCACGUAUCCAUGCUGUUUCCCCCUUCCAGCUCCCAGCGUCUGAGAACGAAAGACUUCAGCUAGAGAAUGUUAUUACAACACUACACCUACACCUCAAUGCCCCCCCUCUACCCCCAGCUCUAGCUCCCAUCUCGCCCAUAUCUCCAAUGAGACUGGCCCCUCUAUAGGUGGUGGUACAAACAAUCGGCGCAUGGAUGGUAUUUAGCACUUAGAGACAGUAUAGGAAGGGAUUGUCUGGGUCAAAGAGCUGUGGUCAUUGUAAUCAAUAUACUGUAUGUCUCCUUAAAAGACAUUGCAGCUAUUGUAGUAAUGUUAUCAGGUGUAGUCUAUUAGAAAGUCUUUAUGGUAAAUAAUUGUCUACCUGCACUGUCUACAUGUAAAGUCCUCACUGGGAGUUCUACAACACUAAGCACGGGUGUGAUUUGAUGUCAUCCAUGUUCCACAACCACUUCAUUGUUGCGAUCGGCAGCAAUACAUCCAUCCCUCUCUCCUCUACCUGGCUUAGCGGUUGGAUAGAUACCUCCAUGUUUUUGGCUCUUAUAAUGGGGGGCUAUUACAUUUUAGUUUUUAUUUUGGCAUACCCUGUACUUUCAAAUCCUCACCUGCCAUUCUGAAUUUUUAUGAGGAAAAAUAAAUUGAGGACAAAAACUUGUUAUGAAGAAUGCGCAGCAUGAGAUUGUUAUGGGGUAUCUUUUAUCUUCCUCUCGCUGAUGGCGGUGGCGUCUAACUCAUCUUUUAAUGUGAUGGUCUGUGUUGCUGCUAGUCAUGUCCUGUAGCCAGUGGUAGUCACUUGAAUAUGUGUUGAAGUUAUACAGACAGACAGUAAGUUACCGGUAAUUGUUGAAAGUAGACCAGUGGAGGGAUUAAAGCACAUUCCAUGUUUGAGAGAAAGUAGGCCAGAUGGAGCAUUACCUUCAUCCAUAUUUAUGAGGGAGUGUUUUCAGUUUUUAAAGCCAGGAAGGUUCUAGCUAUCUGCUUCAGGUUACCCACAAGCAGAACACAACAGAUGUGCUGACUUGCUUUGCCUUUGGGUCAGAGCACAGUACAAGCAAGAUCAAUGUCUUGUGAGUUUGUUCACCUCUGGAAAGAAAAGAGCAGAAAGGCUACUGUACACUAAAGAUACUCUCCUCUGCCUUGUCUAUAUACUUAGAUAUUGUUUAUGCAAAAUGUUAUGUUUAUGUAAAUAGUUUACGCAGAAAGAUCUGUUUAUUUAAAAAAAAAAGGUAUUUAUAUUAGAUGUAAAUAUAUAGAUAUAUCUAUUUAAUUGCUUGUCGCUUUACUAGUUUUUGUUGUGAGGGUUUCGAUGUAUAGUUGGUUUGCACAGCAUAGUCGAUCCAGAGCUUUUUAGAUCUGUAAUUUGUGCCUAUAGGCUUUUGUGUCCUUUCAAAAUUGGCACGGUGCUCCUAGAAUUGAAAUUGUUUUAUUUGUGGUUGAUUAUAUUUAUCUAUUUCAAAUCUAUCCUCUUUGUUAACAGGUAAAUAAUGCAAAAAAAUAUAGAUUAUUAUAAAAAUGUAUUACAUUGAAAAGAGGAGCUGGCGUGUGUGUUUGUGCUUUGGCAUUGCUGGGAUAGUGGGAAGUUACAGUGGGCUUUCUCCCUUUGUGCCUGGGGGCCUUAAACAAAAUGGCUUCUCCACCCAAGAGAUUAUAACACAUUGUAGAAAGAGGAGGAAUUGGUGGGUUCAAUAACCAGGGGAUAAGAUGGGGAGGCUUGCAGCAGCAUUUGAAUGUAGUCGACUAGCCUAUAAUAUAUCUCCCCCUGCACUGUUGCAGCACAAUGCCAAAGGAACCUCAAACUGUGUCACUGCAGAAUCUCGUUAGAACGGGAAGACGGUUGGUACACACCAAAAAAAUCCUUACAAAAUAGGAGUAUGAUUGUUUAGUCUAUUUGUGUGGAAUGCUGCACUAUGUCAUUUUAAAACCCUAUCCAAAAAGAGAACCAUGUAGCCAUGCUUGAAGGGGAAUGUUGUGAAUUGAGUACACGACUCAGACUAGUGCUAUGGGGCAGGUGUAUGUAUGUCUUGUCACUGUCUUCAGAGAGAAAAUAUAAUGGUUUGGGAGGGUUGUUUUUAAUGGCAAAACACUGUCGCAUUUGUAUGGAUGUUUUUAUUGGUUUACUAUUAAAAAGGUGAAAAACAGUAUCGCUUUUCAAAGAAAACCUAAUGUAUUAUUAAAGCUAAGCAUUGUCUGUUAUUGGGGAGCCACACACUCCUCUCCUUCCCUCUCUCCCUGUCCAUGGCCUGUUUUAUAUGUCUUCCACUCCUACCUGUGUGUGAAUGUGACUUCCAUAGAGAAGAGAUCCUGAUUCAUUUCUAUGGUGGUUCCCCCCUGUCCUCCACAUGCUGUGGACCAGCCACCAUGGUGCAGAGGGAGCCUGAGGGAGUAGACUGGGCUGUGUAGUAUAGCUGUAGCUGUCCUCCCUCCCUGUAUAACACUCUUAACACCCUCGGUGCUUCAGCCUCUGCCUUAAGAGCAGGUGUAGAUUCUUAAAAAAGAACAAGAGAUCAAUGCAGUUGGCUUCUGUGUAGUCCAGUGUAAGCUGUAUAGGAUAUCAUCCUGGGAAUUCUCUUUUUGGUUUUGUUGUGUAUAUUUGGGUUACGUUCGUACGAAGUGGCUUAAGCCUUAAAACAGACAGAUGUAAGAGAACCAUAGUAAAGUAUAUAUUAUACACGUUCAUAUAUAAUAUAGGUGUAGACAUGUUAUCACAAAAAAGGUCAUUAUUUUCAUUGUAACUGUGUCUCAGGUGUUGCUCUCCCUCACACACACAGACAUACACACGUUGUCAUACACACAUCAGAACAGACUCUGCCUUUUGAAGGAAGGGUUUAUGUCAAACUAUAAAAAGGUUGACAUUUUCUGCACACAUUUUUUAGAAUUAGGGAUUUUAAACUUUGUGAAAACAAUCUUUGGGAAGUGUGGUGCAGUCAUUUCUAUUUGCCAGUGAUAUAAAAGGAAUAAAACCAUUUGAAAGCCUUG
Molecule: messenger RNA, 4751 nt
Organism: Oncorhynchus keta (chum salmon)
Lineage: Eukaryota; Metazoa; Chordata; Actinopteri; Salmoniformes; Salmonidae
Gene: mxd1
Product: MAX dimerization protein 1
Exons: 6
Coding region: 733-1401 (222 amino acids)
Biological process (GO): negative regulation of transcription by RNA polymerase II
Molecular function (GO): protein dimerization activity; RNA polymerase II cis-regulatory region sequence-specific DNA binding; DNA-binding transcription factor activity, RNA polymerase II-specific
Source: RefSeq, a predicted model, not a curated record